AUAAAGCCUGACAACGUAAACAAUGAAAGUGUCCGCCCGCAUUAGUAACGCCGGGUUAUUUGCUCCUUGGAAAAGAAAUUAGACAAUAUUUACAGUUGGAAGAAGUUUCAUUACAUUCAAUAAGAAACUCUACUUUGUUUGGUCUAAUCUAACAAUAUUAAUUCCAAACAUUAAAUGACGAAACAAGAUCAAUUAUGAAUCACUAACGUAAUGACUGUAUUGAAUAUCUUUUAUCGCAAAUAAUAUUGGAAAUUUAUAAAACCUACAGAAUGGCCGAGGCAUCUGAGACUGACAGUGUUGAUAAUUCAUAUUUAAAGGAAGAGGUUGGAGAAGCAUUAGUUGAAGCAGUUGCUGGUGUUUGUGAUGCUAGACCAGCUGAUCCUAUUACAUAUAUCGCUAAUAAAUUGUACGACUUUAGACGCAACCAUUUAUUGGUUGAUACCAAAGUUGAGAAAGAGAGAGAGGUAGCAGAAACACCACCAACGAUAGAAGAAGAUGAGAAGGAAUCAACUGCUAAAGAGGAGGAUUCAGAAGACGAAGAGGAGAAUACUUCUGCAAAAAGAUUACUGCGCAUUAUUCAAAAUGCCUCCAGCGUCAAAGAUAGAUGCAAUGCGAUCAUGUUCAUCAGACGAGAUUUAUCUAACGAAAUAGAGCCACCCAUACAGAAAUACGUUAAUGCAGGAGCUAUUCCCAUAAUAAUUGACUGCUUGGCCGACUCUGACACGACAAUUCAGUUUGAAGCAGCAUGGGUUUUAACAAAUAUAGCUGCUGGUUCUCCAGAGCAAACGCAUGCAGUAUUUGAGGCAGGUGCGGUUCCAGUUUUAUUGGAGCUGCUGAAAAAGUCUACAAAAUCAAAUGUUAGGGAUCAAUGUAUAUGGACUUUAGGAAAUUUAAUGGGUGAUAAAUCCCCUAAUAUAACAAACUUUAUAAUACGGGAAGGCUUUAUAGAAAUGCUUAUGGGUGUUAUAUGCAGAGCAUCUACACUUAGUGAAAAGCGAGAUUUAUCAUGGUGUAUCAUAAAUUUAGUUCGCAACAAGUCAGUUGAUGCAUUAACACAAGAAAGAAUUCGGAAACUCUUACCUGUUAUCUACUUCCUUCUUGGUGAUAGUGAUUUCCAAGUUAUGCUGGAUACUAUAUGGUCAUUAAGCUAUGUUGCUGACCUGCACAGUACUAGCAUUCAAGAUAUUCUUGACAUGGGUCUAGUACCUAUAUUGUUGCCAUAUUUAAGUCCAGGAAAUCAACCAAGGAUUAUUGUUCCCACUUUACGAACAAUUGGUAAUCUAAUUACUGGGUCAGAUCAACAAACACAGCACGUUCUUGAUGCGGGUUUAAUAGAGAAAUUUUCUAACUUACUAUCGGACCAAGUGCCAGAUAAUUUAAGAAGGGAGGCACUCUGGUGCGUGUCUAAUAUGACGGCAGGCACACCUCAACAAAUUCAGGAAGUUUUGGAUGCAAAUUUGAUACCUAAAGUGCUACAUCAUUUAUUGAAUGGUCCGAAAAAUGUUCAAAGAGAGGCUCUGUGGGUUUUAGGGAAUAUGGCUCAAGGUGCAGUUCAAGAGCAACUCAACAAAGUAUGCUCCGAGAACGAAGUUAUUAUCUCAUUAGUUCGAUUAUUUGUCAAUGGUUUACCGGUAUUGGAGCCACUGGAUUUUGAAGAUGACUUUCAAUUACCCAAAGAUACUUGUAGUAUGACAAUUGACUCUGGUAGAGGUACUCUGGAUUCAGCAGAUCUAACACUAUCCAAUCAACAAAAUGUUGAAACCUUUUAUAUAAAAUAUGCUACAAAACAACGCAAAUUAGCAAAGCAGCUCCGUAGCAAAUUCGGAUCUGAUUUAAUAUCUGUCUGGGUAGAAUCUGUUGAAAAUUUUUCAUUAAAAAUUGAGGAUAAAGAAAAACUAUAUCAAGAACUUUACGAUUCGGACGGCAUUUUCUGCUUGCAUAUUCUUGGUCAGUGCGCCGCCUACCGCCAAACAGUGAUAAAAACUUUUAUGAAUAUGAAGAAAACAAGAGAGUGCGAAAGACUGAUUUAUUCAUUCCCCACUGAUCAAACCCCUUCUGAAAGCGGUAGUGAAGAGGCUAUAGACGAGGAUGAGAAUGAUGAUGAAGAUGUAAACACGCAUAUUCAUAAUUAA
Messenger RNA from Dimorphilus gyrociliatus, 2132 nucleotides. NCBI's taxonomy places the organism in Eukaryota, Metazoa, Annelida, Polychaeta, Dinophilidae. The record is from the annotation of a GenBank genome assembly.